CUCAAUGCUGUUUGCAAACUAUUCCCACUCCAGUCUCAAAAAAACCAACAAACCCUAACUGUUGAUGGCUAUGUGAAAGAAGAAGAAAAAUGCAGCGAUGGCGAAUUUGCGAAGAAGAUAAAAUCAGCCGUUUGCCGGACGAAAUCCUCAGCCACAUUCUCUCUUUUCUAACCACCAAAAAGGCAGUUCGCACAAGCUUAUUGUCCAAGAGAUGGACUGAUCUAUGGCAAUCUUGCGACACUAUCGACUUCACCGAUAUUCAAGUUCAUUGCAAUAGAACUAAUCGCAGAUGUAACAAACUUGUCGAGUCCGUUUUGGCCACCACCGACUCUCGCAACAUCAACACUUUCCUUCUCGAAAUCCUGUACGGUCAUCCUCAUUUUGCCUAUAAGGUCAGUUUUCGCAAUGUAGUGAAAUGGGUUAACAAGAUUGUUCUUCAAAAUGAACUCAAAAAUCUUUGUCUUCAUCUAGACGUGGAUGAAUAUGACGAUGAAGAUAACAAUGAAGAUGAACAUUUUUUACCUAAAUUGCCUAACUGUAUUUUCACUUGCAAAACCCUUGUGAGUCUCGAUCUCCGACGGUUCCGUGUUAAGGGUUUUUCUUUUUCUUCCGAUGGAUUUGGAUUUCCGUCACUCAAAACGCUUCAUUUGGGCGACGUUGAGUUUCCAAAAGGUCGGGAUUUUUUGUUGCUUCUAUCCGGAUGUCCGAUUCUUGAGGAUUUAAAACUGUUUCAGGUAUAUUUGGAAUGUUGGUUUAAUGAGUCUGUUAUUCUCAAGGAGUUUGAAAGCUUAAGCUUACCCAAAUUGACAAGAACUUAUAUUAUUGAAAGUUUGUGUGACAUUUUACCUUUGAAAGCAGUCGCUACUUCUAAGUCUUUGUGCUUAGAUAGAUUACAAUUCCAUGAACCUUUCAAGGUGAAUCAGGCAUUUGAUGGUAUACCCAUCUUUCCUAAUUUGACUCAUUUGAAGCUCACUGAAAGUUGGGAUUUAGUAGUACAAGUGCUCCACCAUUGUCCUAAGCUUCAAAAUAUCGAACUUUACGAGGCGAUGUACGUGGCAAGGGAGAAUGAAGAUAAUGAUCUUGUUCCACAAUGCCUUUCAUCGCAUCUUAGAAAUUGCAUUAUUCAUGACCUUGGACGCCUACAUAGGAAGUUUAUAUUGCCAAUGUAUAUUUUGAAGAAUGCAAGAAUUUUACAAACCAUGAAAAUCAAAAUCUGGUACCGAAGUGAACUAUCUGAAAUAGAAAGAAAAUUGUCCUUGUGCCCAAAGGCCUCAGCAACAUGCCAACUCUUUGUUCAUGUUUAAGAUAUUUACUAGCAGGAACUGCAUUAACUUUGAUUCUUAUUGGAGGGUUUACCAUGGAAUUGCUCUUCCAAAUAGGUGUCUCAAAUAUAUUAUGUUAAAUGGAUGGUAAGUAGAGAUUGCUACAAGUAUGUAUUAGUGGCUACCUUCCUUGCAAGAGUAUUGGAAGGUAGAAAAUGAAGAUUCUGUAGAACUAGAUUAGUUUGCUCUAUAUGUUUCUGUUAUUUAUUUAGUUUGCUCAUUUGUCUUUAAUUGCAGUGUGGUUUGGAAUGAUUUGAAAAUCAUUACAGAUGGCAUUUGAUUUUAUUGGCAAUAGCUAAUGAUAUCAUUGGUAUUCAUUUUUUCCAAAAUAUAGUAAAUUUAAUUUAUCUUUACUCAUUAUAGACACAUCCCAAUAGCUAAAACAUGGAUUAAAGUAUAAGUGUUGGCACUAUGAAUAUAUUUUAGAAAAGGUUGAUUACAAUGUUGAAUCAACGUUUAUGCUUCAAUGCCUAAAAGGUUGGUUGCUAUUAUAUGUUUGAUGUAUUGUAUAACUACUAUGGAUAUAUUACUAGUCAAUCUUAUAUGUUAGAAAAAUCACUAAUUCCUUUAGCAAUUUAUUUUGAAAUAUCAAUUUGUUUAUCACGUCUUUAAGAAUUACUUUGCGAAUUUAUUUUAUUUUUUGUUAAGACGUUGUCUACGUCUAAUGUUAUCAGUGGAGUGUUGGCAAGAAAAUUGUCUAUUUUUGUUCAAUUUAAAGACUCGUUUAUGUAAAAAAAUCCUGGAGUACAUGGGAAGUGGUCGUCUCAUGGAGAAAAUAUGUACGUCAAUUGUAAUUUUUACGAAUUCUGCAAAAAUUCUCUGCAUUAUUUUCGUUAAAUUUUGUUUGGGACCGUUUUUAGGUCUCUCUCUUCGUUUGUAUUUGGAAUUGAGUACCCCUGGUUUUAACUGUAUUUCUAGAUGUUAUCAUCUAAAGGGUUAUGCAGAAUGACACUAUCGAAAAGACGACUACUAAUUUGGUGUUGGUGGACGACUAUGGAGACUUUUGUAGGUGACUUUCGUCUUAGGGAAGUAACAACUAUCAAGCUUGGUGUACAAAAAAUUGUGAACUGUUGAAUUAUUUACUUUAAUGCGAAGCAUAUAUCAUUAUUUUGAAUAAUUGUUCAAAGACUUCAAAACUCUUUAAUGUUUUAGUAAGGCCUGUUUCCAAACCAACAUCAGGAAGAAUUUUCUUGUCUUUAUCCACAAUAGCGGUUUUUAAGCUUGUAUUUGCAAAAAGUACAAAUAUGUGACAACCUCACAUGGGAUGAAAAGCUACUGUAUCUAUGUAUUUCUAUGUUGUCGGUCCAUUUCUUUGUUGCGAUGUUGGAGUAUUUAUAACCACCCUGAAUCUGAAUCCAAGACCUCAUUGAAAAUAGUAACCACAAAGUAAGUGGGCAGUUUAUCUCCUAAUGUUUAAGGGAAUGUGACCAAAUUUUC
Vicia villosa (hairy vetch) is the source of this 2759-nucleotide messenger RNA. RefSeq names its product F-box/LRR-repeat protein At4g14103-like. The record is from RefSeq and is a predicted model, not a curated record. The transcript has 4 exons. Bases 90 to 1304 code for a protein of 404 amino acids. Gene Ontology annotation, molecular function: protein binding. Lineage: Eukaryota; Viridiplantae; Streptophyta; Magnoliopsida; Fabales; Fabaceae.